ACAUGGCGGCUCACUGUUCAGUUGCGGUGUCUUUAUUUACGUUUCGUUUGUUAGCUUUUUUAAGACAAACAGAGGAUGUAAGAGCUUGUGUCCGAAACCUUUUUUGAGUAAAAGUUUAAUUCAAUUAUUAGUCGUUGUUUUUGUAACACGGCGCUGCUUUGUUUUAGUUAUUCGGGCACCGACUGUCAGAUUUCUCAUAUCAGUUUUGCUAGCCAGUCAAUCUGUUCGUCGGUGAAAGGCUGCGAUUGAUUGUCCCUUUGUAGUCGUGCUAACUCGGUAACGCAGCUAUAAACGUUGUACAAACACAGAGGGUAAGAGUCGCAAUGUUUAACCCCGUAAAKUCCUCUUACUUCAGAGUGAGUCCAGCCAUUGUCAACCGAGAACUCGGCAAGACUAAGAUGAGAUAGCAAGAGGGCACGUCGGAGUGCUAACACGCGUUUUGCUGCUUUAGUGAUAUAAACACAGAAAGAGAGAGAGAGAGAAAGAGGAAAACUCAGCUCAGAAUGUUUGGAAAUCUAUUUGAAGACGAGGAGAACGAAGGCUUCUCUUCUACCUCCUCCAAAGAAAGAACUCCCAAAGCGGGUGAUGAGCCACCUCCUCCCCGUGGAGCAAGCAACCUGUGCGGCAUYAAGAACCAGGGAGGGACGUGCUACCUGAAUUCUCUGCUCCAGACUCUGCUGUUCACCCCUGAGUUCAGAGAGGAGCUGUUCCGUUUGGGCCCAGAAGAAUUAGGAUGUCUAGAUGAYAAAGACAAACCAGGAGCAAAAGUCAGAGUGAUUCCCCUGGAGCUUCAGAGGCUGUUUGCCCGCCUGUUGCUGGUGGACCAGCAAAGCGCCUCCACCUCUGACCUCACUGACAGCUUUGGCUGGAACAGCAAUGAGAGGACAAAUCAACACGAUGUGCAGGAGCUGAACAGGAUCCUGUUCAGUGCUUUGGAGCACUCUCUUGUGGGCACCAGUGGCAGUACGUUUAUCCACCGCCUUUACCACGGCACCAUCGUCAACAGCAUCGUCUGCAAGGAGUGUGGAACCGUCAGCCAGAGACAGGAGGACUUCCUGGACCUGACAGUGUGUGUGUGUGGCGUGUCGAGUCUGGAGGAGGCUUUAUGGAACAUGUUUGUGGAGGAAGAGCUGUUUGAGGGCAAUAAUUUGUAUCACUGUGCUCAGUGUGACAGACUGGUCACUGCUGCCAAGUCUGCCAAGCUGAAGCAGCUGCCUCCAUUUAUGACAAUGUCAUUGCUGAGAUUCAGCUUUGACUUCACGAAAUUAGAGCGGUACAAAGAGACGGGACGCUAUAGUUUCCCCCUCACCAUCAAUAUAAGACCUUUUUGUGAACAGACCGAUGGAGAGGACUCUGAUUUCACCUACGAGUUGUUCUCCAUCAUUAUUCAUAAGGGAGGCUGCUACGGAGGCCAUUACCACGUUUACAUUCGAGACAUUGAUCAACUUGGCCAAUGGGAUCCACCGGAGGACGACUGCAAACCCAAAUCUCAGAAGAAAAUCAAGGAGGAGGUGAAGGAUUCCUGUGAACCAAAACUACAAGAAGAUGAUCCUUUGUCUGUUCUCACUGCAAUAAUUGCCCAGGAAUCAUUGAAGAGUGUUCUGGUGGAUCAGCUGGGUCAGAAACUCAUGGAUAAAAUUGGUUCAUCUUGGAGCAAAAAGUUCAGAAAACAGUAUGGACCCAUUGGAAAGUUCCUACAGUCCCACAGUGAUGUGUUCAUGCUGGUGUCAGACGGUACUCGAGUGGCGCUGAAGACAAACCCACCAGUGACUGAGACCUGCGCUCCAGCAGAACCAGCUACGAACUCUGAGGCUUCAAUAUUCCCUGACCUGGGAAGUUCAGAUCAGCAGCUAGACCACAACCUAAAGCCUUCAUCAACACCACAGCAGGGAAGCCACUGGUUUGACCUGAACGACUCUGCUGUGACCUCCAUYAGGGAGUCAGACAUAGAGAAGCAAUUCCAGGGCAAAGAGAGUGCCUACAUGCUGUUCUACAGGAAAACACAGCUGCACAG
This is a messenger RNA of Austrofundulus limnaeus, 2014 nucleotides long. It is a transcript of the gene usp40, whose product is annotated as ubiquitin specific peptidase 40. The record is from RefSeq and is a predicted model, not a curated record. NCBI's taxonomy places the organism in Eukaryota, Metazoa, Chordata, Actinopteri, Cyprinodontiformes, Rivulidae. Gene Ontology annotation, molecular function: cysteine-type deubiquitinase activity. Gene Ontology annotation, biological process: protein deubiquitination. Gene Ontology annotation, cellular component: nucleus; cytosol.